Molecule: messenger RNA, 681 nt
Organism: Porites evermanni
Lineage: Eukaryota; Metazoa; Cnidaria; Anthozoa; Scleractinia; Poritidae
Source: the annotation of a GenBank genome assembly
AUGUUGAGGAUUUUAGCAGCCGAAUGCGUUGUUUAUAAGGCCUUUAAUCAAAGAAUUCUGUACAGUGCUCAAAGAAUAAGUCACCGUAGCAUUUUUAAAGCCUCCCAAGAUAUUUUAUUUCAAAAUUCACCUUUAUUAUGGCCACUAAACUUUGGUAACCGCUGCACUUAUCAUACGGAAAUGUCUGACCACUCAAAACGUUGGAAAACUGUAUAUGAAGGACCUAUUGCCAAAUCUGUAAAGUUUGUUAAGAUGCUGUCUUUAACCACAGCCGCGACGAUGUUUAUAGUUGCUCCUCUAACGAUUUUCUUUGGCAAGCAAGCGGCUCCGUUGCCUUUGAAGGUGUGCUUGGUCAUAUUUCUCUGUUCGCUUGGAAGUGGUUCAACAGCGCUCCUUCAUUGGGUCAGCAAACCGUACGUGCGUAAAAUGGAGUUCAAUCCACAAGAAAAACGCUUUGCUGUAGAGACGUUGUCUUUAUUUGCUGCGCGGAAAAGAGCUGAGUUCUCUGUGGAUGACAUAACUGUUUACCCUGACAACCGUGCGUUUUCUACCUUUGAAGCUCAUGGAGUAAAAUAUUUUAUUCACACGGAGCUCGUAGAAGCUCAACAAAUUUUGCACUUCAUUGAAGAGUGGAAGGCAGGGUACAAAACAUCCCUGGAGUCUAAUUUUCAGAAACCAUAA